Yarrowia lipolytica CLIB122 is the source of this 3606-nucleotide messenger RNA. RefSeq lists its product as uncharacterized. The record is from RefSeq and is a predicted model, not a curated record. Lineage: Eukaryota; Fungi; Ascomycota; Dipodascomycetes; Dipodascales.
AUGAUUCUGAGCAAGACUAACCCAGUGGGCAACUUCCGAACCCGAAGUCGAAAUGCCCAUCGCAAGACACAGGUCGAGGAGGUGGCUGAGGUGAUUGAGGUGGAGGAGAGCGACAGUGAUCAGGACAUGGAAGUUGAGGAGGAGACUGAAGAGAAAGAAGAGGAUGAGGACGAGGAUGCUGAAGAGGGGGAGGAGGACGCGGAGGACGAGGAGGACGAGGCAGAGGGGGAGGAAGAGAUUGAGGUUGAGGAGGCAGAGGGGGAGGAGAUAGAUGUUAAAACUGACGCUGACGCGGAGGCUGUCGACGACAAUUCAUCGUGUGAACCAUCUACCGAGAACGAAGAAGAAUCAGACCGAUCUCGAGGAACGGAGACCGAAGAGGAAGAGCCCUGUGAAGCUGCCGAAACGAAACCCAAGCCCAUCAAGACCACAAACGGAACAUCCAAGCCCAGCUCAGAAGCUAUCACGCCCAAGAAGAAGGUCUCUUUCACCUUCCAAUCGACUCCCAACACUCCCACUUCAACUGGAGGUAUUCUGAAAAGAAAUGGUCAACCUCUUGAUCAGAAAAUGACUCGUGAAAACCUCAAGAGUGCUCUGGCAAACGCUACCAGAAAGCUGACUCAAACCGACCAACUAGGAGGCCCUGAUGACUCUGGCUUUGGAGAUGGAGGACAACGGUUCUCAAUCUACAGCAGUUUAAAUAGUUUUCUGAGAGUAGACGUCUCUCAGGACGACAUGAAGAGUCUUGCAUCACACGCCCGCGUUCUCUCGGAGUGCGCCAAGAACGACAUUAUGACUGCCGACAAGUCCAAAAAUGCCCUGGACACCCGAGUAGUCAUCCAAGCAGUGCGGUUUCUGGCCUAUCUUCUUGUGGAUCAGAAUGUGGCUGAAACAGUGGACCCCGACAUUGUCAACUGGGUCGUGAACCAGGGUCUGAGCAAGAUCUCCGACUCCAACUGCUCCAAAUCUGUCCUUGGCGGCUACUUGCAUCUUCUGAGUCACCACCGAGUGUGCAAGAACGUUGUUACACCGGAAACAACGUCCCUGCUGUACACAGAGCUGUCUCGAAGCGAGAAAAAGAGCUCGACGGCACUCACAAGCGAAGUUCUGUCAAUCUAUCAGACUGUGGCGGUCGUUCACCCAGCUAGAGCUCUUCAACAUGCAUCUCUCUGGCUUCCUCGAGUUCUUUGUUUGUCCAUGGAUUGCCGAUCUGGACUCAGAAGCCAGGCUCUGUCUGUUCUGUCCGAUUUCAUUAUUGCUGCUGGACCCAACAGCAAGGGAUUGACAGCCAAGGCAACCCGAAUUCUCACCUCUUCCUUCUCUCUCGAGAUUGCCAGAAACGAAGGCGCACAACUGCCUGCUUGGCUCAAAACAAAGGACACACUUGCCGAAACGAUUCUUCAGGCGGCGGCUGACUGUCCGGCAGAGGACCCCCUUUACGAGCUCUGGGGGCUGACCCUGCUCAUGGCUCCCAUGGACGCCGAGUCAUCCAUCCAUAGUUGGAACAUGCUUCCUCAAUGGAUGAACGUGCCUGCAACUGCGUCUGUUGUCAAUGUCGCUCUUCUUAAGGCAUGUAGAUACGUUGUUCACACACACACACGGAAGCAUUUGGUCAAGUACCCUGUCGGUCUGCAAGCACUUGCUACCAGAUCAGGCAAUACGCUGCUGCUGUGCAUCCAGAGCUUAGGCCAGACUGGAAGCCAGCUGGUGGAUCAGCAGUGCCUCUCUCUGUUCAACCAAACACUCAACACACUUUUGGUUCCUCUUGAAACAAAUCAGUUGACUCUGAAGGCAAACUCACUGCUCUGGGACUCCUAUAUUCGACCCACUCUUGCAAUUAUGAGCGCCAAUACUUCUCUGGCCAACGUGGCCUGUGCCUCUUUGGCGUGCCUCUUGAGAUACGACCAAAAGGUCCAGAAGGACAGAGAGCCAGUUUUCAGCACCAGCAUUCGUCAGCUCCUCACAUCUUUGUCGCCCAGAUGGGUCAAGGCCAACUACGACAAAAUCAUCGACGUUGUCAAAACAAUUCCCUUGGAUACUUCUGGGCCCAGUUUUCUGGCCGUCUGGUCGGCACUGGUGAACAACAUCUCGCACUCUGCCGCCAGGGAAAUCCAUCCCAGCCCGGAAACGUCUGGCUUUGUCAUGUCAGCCUGCAAACUACAUCGUCACAUGACCUCUAAGACUCCUCUGGACCAUAAAGCUUUCUAUAGCUCGGUUUUCGCGGUGGCAGGGCUUCCGCACUGCAUCGAUAAGGUCAUUGAAGGUACUACGCCCGCAGCAUACAUGUUCGAGACACUUGUGGACGCCGAAGAGAUCCCCUCCGAGGCGAAGAAGUACCUCCAGUAUAUCUAUUCACAGCUGUCUACCGCUGCUCGACGGUUCCAGUUCACCCAGAGCAUAGCCAAGGUCGCCCACAGGCACGAGUCGCUUUACAAGAUUGUUCUGGACCACACCGGGGAAGAUAUCAACGGUCCGGAGAUGUCUAAUCUGUCUCCCAAGGGGAUCUACACCAUUCUGGCUUCCCCCAACAGACCUGCGUACCCGGACACAUGGUUUUCCAUUCUCAAAUCGGCUACAGAGAUGAUUCGGAAGGAUGCCUUCCUUGGGUCUACUCAGGAAGUGCUCAUUGAACCUCUUCUGCAGAUCAUUGAUGAGUCGCUACAGCCCCAGGUAUGUCUUCUCGGUAUUGAGCUGAUCGACAAGAAGCCUCGAGGAACUUCUUCACCCAUGUUCCGAUCUCUCACAACCGACAUUCCCAAGGACUUCAUGCAUCUGGGUGCAGUUUCUUCCAAGCUGGCGACACCGGAGAUUGUCAACGCCGUCAGAACGUGUCUGAACACUCUACCAGACCAUUCCAUGCCCUAUUUCUUCUACAGAUUUGCGCCUGUCGUGAUCCAGGCCAUUUCAACUACUCCGGAACAGCACAGGAAGUUUCUGUGCGAUAGCAUUGUGCGGAAGCUACGGAACGGGCCCAUGUUAACAACAAAAGUGUAUUUGGACCUGCUUGUCACCCAGAUCUUCCCAUCUUGGUUCGAGGAGUACCAGGAUGAACUAAAGAAGAAACAGGCUCCCUUGGUUGCGUUUUGGAACGAGUUGCUUGGCAACGACACCCAGAUCGUUCUGGACGAAUCCGUCAUGAAUAUGCUGCUCUUCAAGUUCGUGUCUACUCGCCAGGAGGUGUUCUAUCACGGCCAGAAACUUGAGAAGCCCACACGAGCAGGCCGAAAGUCAUCAUCUAGGAGCGACGCCAGUCCCUCUGUAUCUCCCAACAUGUCUCCCACUAAACGAAGAACAGAUUCGCUGGAGUUUGAAGAUGGUCCUCGGCGCAACAAGUCCAGACGACUGUCAGCUUCACCAGUCAAGUCCUCGCCACUUAGAAGAUCUUCUCCUCGUCUGCAGGAGCUUGUCAAAGUCGAGUCUCAGAUACGAGACGUGGAGGUUGGCCGGUGUGUUGGAGGGUUGGAUGAUCUGGCACUUCAAACCGAUCAGGCUGUUGACCACCUAAGUGAACUCGAAGGUGUGACUGCCAGAGAAAUUGAGCAGAUUGAAUCGACUCUCAUUGGAGCUCUUUUCAAGUUGAACCAGCUCAAAAAGAAUAUUGCAUAG